Molecule: messenger RNA, 4151 nt
Organism: Hydractinia symbiolongicarpus
Lineage: Eukaryota; Metazoa; Cnidaria; Hydrozoa; Anthoathecata; Hydractiniidae
Product: anillin-like
Exons: 19
Coding region: 16-3360 (1114 amino acids)
Biological process (GO): actomyosin contractile ring assembly; septin ring organization; mitotic cytokinesis
Cellular component (GO): actomyosin contractile ring
Source: RefSeq, a predicted model, not a curated record
ACCAAUCAAAGCCCAAUGCCACAAAACCGCCUGAAAAUUCAAAACAACGAUCUGAUAAACGAAAAUUCUAAUGCACAUUAUCGUCAAAUAAGUAGCCUCCAGAGACUUAGCAUUCCGUGUACACCAAAUUACAUUAGAGGUAUAUUUCAAUCAAGGAAGAAAAUACAAGAAGGAUAUAUUAAAAUGAGUAAUUUAGACCCAUUUACUCAGAAGCUGUUGGAGCGUACUCAGGCAAGAAAAGAAGCAGCUCAAAAUAAAAGACAAGGCUAUCUUGUGUCAUAUUCUCAAAGUCCUUUAAAACCAGUCCGUGCACCACUUGUUGAAAAGAAUGAACACAACUUGUCACCAGAAAAAACAAGAAUUAACAAACGUCAUUCAUCAGAGGGGCUUCACGAAACUAGUUUUGAGAAAAAGCUGAAAACAAACACCAAUGAUGUAACAAACGAUGAAGAGCUGUUUUCUAAGAAACAAAAUACGAAAAAUGCUUUUGUUAUUCCGAGUAAUGCUGGAAGAACACCUAAAAAGCUAACCUGUGGCUCCCUUGCUAGUCGUUUGGCUAGCUUGAGAGAUGAUUACAAUGAAAAGGUUCAGCUUGAUUUAGAAGAGCAACGAAGACACAAUGAAGCUAUAACCUGUCAAGAAGAAAGAAAGCAAGAACAUUUGCGCAUGCAAGAGGAAGAACGUGCAAGAAGAAUUCAAGAAAAAAUAUUUGGUAAAAGUCGUCUGACACAGGCUGUCCAAAAUGAAGCAAAAUCUCAAUCAAGAUCUUAUCAAGAAGUUACUUCAAGACCUCCUCUGAGAAACACAUCUUCGUCCAACAAUGAAGAAGAAACUCAACAUACAGUGAGGACUAGGUUUUUUGAACAACCUCGAACAACUACAGAUGCAGUUACAUUAGAGAAGCAAAAACAAAUUGAAGAAAGGACAAAAAGAAUUAUUAAGGAUAGAAAAAGUGGUGUAGAAGAGGCAAAAAGAGAUUCGGCCUCUGUCAAUGACAAAAUGUCUAUUUUUGAAAAGAAAAUGAAAGAAGAGCGUGAGGCAAGAGAGAAAGAAAUUGAAGCAGAGAAUCGUCUACGUCAAAAAUUUCCUCGAAACCCAGUUGUUCUUGAUGUAGCGGUGACUGCCAUGUGUGUUGAAAAGGUGGAUAAGAUUCCUGAAAAGUUGUCACAAUCGUUAGAAGAAGAGGAUAUAGAGAUGGACCCAAUGAUGCAGGACCUAAAAUCUCCUUGCCCAGGAAAAGGAGAGACCGGUAUGUUAAAGCAUGUACGGUCAUAUUCUAAAAAUCAUGAUGAUUUACCGGAGCUAUUAAGUAAGGAUAAGCACAAUGUGGUAACUCACACACCUAAAAAAGAAGAAAGAAAGGCUGCAACCCCUAAGAAAAUGAGGAAAAAAGCUGCUACACCUAGAAAGGAAGCAAUAAGAAGCGAAACUCCAAAAAAAGAAGAAAGAAGUAAGAACUAUACUGGUGAUCUAAAUUCACCUCAACCUGUAGACUGUACUGAAGACACUGAGUUAACUGAGUCUAAAGCAUUUGACAUUUCUGAGAUUUUAAAGGUUGCAGAAAGGGAGAAGCUGGGCUCCCCAACCAAAACACCUAUUCGCAGCUCUACAAUGAAAGCCCAAUGGGCGACAACGCCAGUAGUUCAACCACUUCUUGAUAUUGAUGUUACGCCUGUUCGAGUUGACGAAGAUGAAGAUGAUGAGCCGUCUCAAUUUGCAAAACAAAUUCGUAACAGAAAAGAAGACAUGAAAGCCAUGCACCAAUCUAAAGAGAAAGCCAUCAAAAUAGAGGCGAAAAAGGAAAGACCCCAAAAGCCACCAAGGAUAUCGCAUUUUCAAACAGACUUUCCUCCUACCUAUCAGGAGUACAUUGCAUCUAAGGAAGGCAAGAACAUCAUCGACGACGAUUACAUUGUCAAUAAACCAGAUGUUGCUAAACCAGUCGAAAUUACAUCACGAAAGAAAUUGCGUAGAUCUGUAAGCUUCUCCGAAGGACAAAGUCCAGCUACGACAGUUCAAUCCGGUUACAAUAAACAGCGUAGUUCCAAAUAUGAUGCCUGCUCUUCUUUCGAUAAACCAGAUAUUGUGUAUUCCAAGAGGGAUCAAAUACAGAACUUGCUUGAAGAAGCAGCCAACCAACAAAAUAUCGUAUUGCAAACGUCCCAAGCUUUGAAUGUUGCUGAAAGUUGUAACGAAGACAAACGCGGGUCACCCGAGGUUAUUGAAGGCGAAAGACUUCUAUUGCUAGCUACUGAGAAGCGAACCGCAUGUUUGGAAGAAGUGCGUGUAUUAAAAGAAACUGAUUCUGUUCAAUUUUUAAAUGAGUUAGACACCAGCCCACCCUGCAAAGCAACUUUGGCUUUAACAGAAAUCAAACUACCCUUACACCAUGACUUUGUUACUGCGCUUCGUGGAGGUCGCAUGGAUCUGGGGAUUUUUCAUUUUGUUAUCAUUGUUUCGUGCGGGAGUAGAAACGUGUUUUCAACUAAAGUUGUUUCCAGUUAUGAUGAAAUGGAGAGCUACUCAUUACUUUUGAAUAGCAACUUGUUUAUGAGAAAUAUUCCACACGACUUCACUUUGUCUGUCAAAGUGUUUGGAUUGCACACAAAGAAAGGAAAUGAUCCACAUUUAAAAGUGAAAAGAACCUAUACGACCGGUCAAUCUCCUGGCAACUUAAAGCAUUUGUUUUCAAAGAAAAAAGAGGAGGAAUACUCGAGCAGUGCAUCUCCACAAACAGUAUUCCGCACUAGCAGUUUUAAGUUAAUUGGAGAGACGAAAAUUAACUUAGCGCUUUUGGGAAAUGGCAGCAAGCACGUGUUAAAUAACGUUCCAAGCAACUGUCCUAUUGAAGGUUUUGUGCAGUUGCGCGUAGGAUGUAAGCCGGAGUUUACAGCAACAGCUAGUGGCUUCUUAACUGUUCUUGAAGAUGUUGGAGGCUACACAGCAUGGAAUCGACGCUGGUGUAAUAUGAAAGACAACAAGAUAUUGUAUUGGAGAUAUCCAGAUGAUGAGGAAACUAAGGAACCUCUUGGCUGUAUCGACCUCAGGUUUUGCACUGACCAAGUUGUCAAGGUACUGGCACGUGACAAAUGCGCUCGACCGCACACAUUCGAGUUGAACACAAAGAGAACGACACAAGCUGGUGAUGAAGCAAACCUCGUAACGACGGUAGAAGGGAAAGUGACAAUAAAAAAACACUGGGUAUGUGCUGAUAAUAAAGAUGAUCGAGUGACGUGGAUGGAAGCAGUAAACAAACAGUUAAGUGAUUCCAGGGCAUGGCUUUUAAAGAACGCUACUAAGAAGAGCUCCAAACCAACUGACAUACUUAGCAGUGACUUAGGCAGAGCUGUUGCUGUGUGAGUUAUGUGCAUCGACUAGAACGUUAUGUAAAAGUAUGCUUAACUAAAUUGUUAAAGACACGUAUCUUUUCGGGUUUUUUUGCCGUGGUUCAAGCAGACAAAUCUGGUUUUCGAUAAGCGACGCUACACUGCAGUUUGUUAAAAAAAUUGUAUUUAAUUAUUUUUUAUACCAUAUUUUAACCUAUUUCACCUUUUGGGAGGGAGAUGAUACUGGUGCUUCUAUCGGCUUUAUCUCGAAAUUUCAAGUUUAAGACAGUUGUUGAGGAAUUACUUCUGAGUUGAAAGAAAAUUAGUUUCGUGUACUCGCGUAUCAUUUUCGAGUUUAUUUACCUACUUUGAGGUGCGCGUGUGGAACUGGUGGAGAUCUCGUGCUUAAAACAGUGUCUUUAAAUGCGGUUCUUUUUUCGGUAAUCUAUUGUGGGUGUAAACCAAUUUUACAAUUUUCUUGGGACUGUUCAUAUGGGAAAUAUUUUUUCAGGAAGUUUUUAUGAUAUUAUUUUUCCAUGUGAUAACUGUCUGUUUAUUAUUGUAUCAAGACCGACGAAUUGACAUGAAUUUAUAACGCUUACUUAAUUUUUUUAAGUAGUUUGUUAACAAGCCAAGAUCUCUACUUGGAAUUAUCCUGAGACAUUUUCUCGGUUCCUGAAGAAAUAAUUCCCAUAUGUUAAUGCUUUGGGAAUGCACUGACAUUAAUAAUUAUCACAUCUUGACAUUACGUGACUUGGAUGUGCAGAUAUUCUAAAUUUCUUUACUUUGUGUACAUAUAUUUGCUAAAAUAAAGUUUGUUUUAUA